Molecule: messenger RNA, 2039 nt
Organism: Phragmites australis (common reed)
Lineage: Eukaryota; Viridiplantae; Streptophyta; Magnoliopsida; Poales; Poaceae
Product: GDP-mannose transporter GONST3-like
Exons: 3
Coding region: 607-1716 (369 amino acids)
Cellular component (GO): Golgi apparatus
Molecular function (GO): GDP-fucose transmembrane transporter activity; antiporter activity
Source: RefSeq, a predicted model, not a curated record
AGGAGAAAAAAGGACGGAGGAAGCCGGCAGCGGGGAGCGGUGUGGCCGGUCGCCGCCCGCGAGGCGGGCGACGCCUCGAGAUCUGCGCCCGCGCCUCGCGGGUCAGAACCAGCAAGUUUGAUUUCAUUUCUAAAUUCGUCGUCUUCGCCUUUCAAUUCCGUGGCAGCGGCGACAGCCUCCUCGUUCGCUUCCCCCCGAAAUCCCAAAUCGCACGCCCCCUACCGUAGCUAGACCCUUGCGCCUGAUUAAUCCCAUCCCCGCACGUUGACUCGCAUUUGCGUCCAGAUCCGACGACCUCCGCGCAAAAGCAAUUGCGCCAAACCCCGCGAUAAAUCGCCGCCCCGCCCCCCUUCCCACGCCACCCCCGCCGUUCUCUCCUGAAGCCACCGCGGUGCAGAAUCGGAGGAAGUCUCGUAAAGAAACUGCAACGCUUCAUGUGACUGAGCGGUUGGUUGCGCCGGCUCGCGAGGCUCCAGCAGCGAGUUCAGGGAACACUUCGUGUGCUUGCAACCACUUUUUGAUGCGUCCUUGAGGUGUUGGAGCUGUCACGUUGCGGUAGUUGAGAAGGAUCUGUCCUGAUUGCAGUUGCGAGGAAAACUUCCUGAGAUGUCUAAUCUCUCAGACCCCUCAGAAGAAGAUGCUUCACCGGAGGGUUCAAGUCCUAUCCAGAAAACUGCAACCUUGAGUAACACAUUGAACACGCUUCUUCAGCGAGCCUCGGUCUAUGGUGUGGCUGCUGGGUAUUGUCUCUCGGCGUCUCUGCUCUCCAUCAUCAACAAAUGGGCAAUUAUGAAAUUUCCAUAUCCUGGAGCCUUGACAGCUCUACAGUACUUCACUAGUGUUGCUGGAGUUCUACUGUGUGGACAGCUAAAGCUUAUUGAGCAUGAUGGCCUUAAUUUGAGGACUAUGUGGAAGUUCUUACCUGCAGCUGUGAUGUUCUAUAUCUCCAUCUUCACAAACAGUGAACUCCUGCUGCAUGCCAAUGUGGACACUUUCAUUGUGUUCCGCUCUGCUGUGCCAAUAUUUGUCGCCAUCGGAGAGACACUGUAUCUUCACCAGCCAUGGCCAUCAUUCAAGACAUGGCUUUCACUUUCCACUAUACUUGGUGGAAGUGUUAUAUAUGUUUUCACAGACAACCAAUUCACUGUGACUGCUUACACCUGGGCGGUGGCCUACUUAGCGAGCAUGUCCAUUGAUUUCGUGUACAUCAAGCAUGUCGUCAUGACCAUUGGGCUGAACACAUGGGGCCUUGUGCUUUACAACAACCUUGAGGCUUUGAUGUUGUUCCCCCUUGAGCUCCUUAUAAUGGGAGAGUUUGAUCAGAUGAAGGUUGACAGCUCGAAAGUGUCAAACUGGCUUUCUUUCGAUGUGGUCCUUCCUGUUGCUCUCUCAUGCCUGUUUGGUCUAUCAAUCUCCUUCUUCGGGUUCUCCUGCAGACGGGCGAUCUCUGCCACCGGGUUCACAGUUCUUGGCAUAGUGAACAAGCUCCUGACCGUUGUGAUAAAUCUGCUUAUCUGGGACAAGCAUGCCUCAUUUGUCGGUACCAUUGGGCUCUUGAUAUGUAUGUCAGGUGGCGUUCUCUACCAGCAAUCCACCACAAAACCGAAGGCGCCCAAGGUUGAGCCUAAGGAAGAGAAUGACGAGGAGCAGCAGAAGUUGCUGCAGAUGCAAGCAGUGCAUGAGGGCAAUCCAACUCAAAAGCAAAGCUCCUCAUAAAUCUGAUAAGGGAGUUCACCAUCGAUGCUUUACCUUCUCUGCAACAGCUUCCCUUGAACAUUUGUGCUUGGAUUAAUGCUUGGGAAGAAACUUUUGGCUGAAGGUUAUUCCUGGACUAUCUGCUGCAAGAUCUUGAAAUGCAUUCGACACCAGAAAUCACGGUGGAUACCAAAUUAUUGUUAUGGAAUUCUUUAUUAUUGUAUACCGUUUUCAUUUGUUAGACAAGAUGGUUGUGGUAUGGUACCAGGGACUUGUCGAACAUACUCACAUUGAAUACCUCGUAUACGAAAGCAAUUAUGCUAUGUGAUGCAUUUAAUUGGUAA